Messenger RNA from Gastrolobium bilobum, 614 nucleotides. RefSeq names its product probable small nuclear ribonucleoprotein G. Bases 105 to 344 code for a protein of 79 amino acids. Gene Ontology annotation, molecular function: RNA binding. Gene Ontology annotation, biological process: mRNA splicing, via spliceosome; spliceosomal snRNP assembly. Gene Ontology annotation, cellular component: P granule; spliceosomal tri-snRNP complex; U2 snRNP. Lineage: Eukaryota; Viridiplantae; Streptophyta; Magnoliopsida; Fabales; Fabaceae. The record is from RefSeq and is a predicted model, not a curated record. The transcript is spliced from 4 exons.
GUUGGAGCUGAGAUUUUUGUACUCUCACUCACCAAAUCUUCUUCUUCUUCUUCUUCUUCUUCUUCUUUCGGUGUUGUUCACCCUUCUCAUCUCAACUCUUCACCAUGAGCAGGUCAGGGCAGCCACCAGAUUUGAAGAAGUACAUGGACAAGAAGCUUCAAAUCAAGCUGAAUGCAAAUCGCAUGAUUGUUGGUACUCUCCGGGGCUUUGACCAGUUCAUGAAUUUAGUUGUUGACAAUACUGUGGAAGUGAAUGGCAAUGAAAAAAAUGACAUAGGGAUGGUGGUAAUUAGAGGAAAUAGUGUGGUCACUGUUGAGGCACUUGAACCCGUGAACAGGAGCUGAUGUCUGUUCUUGUAAACUUUUAUAAGUAUAUUUUCAGGUUUCAACGGCUGUGUAUGUGAACAACGUAGCUGCGGAGAGUAACAUGUAAUUGUGGUCAUGUUAGCCACUAAUUCGGGGUUGUUUUUAGUCUGAUUUGUCAGUGCAAGAUACCUCUAAGGCUUUAGUGGCAUUGCAGUGACUUGACUUAAUUAAAUUGAUGUUUGCAUAUAUCCCUUUUAGUUGAAUUUCAUCUCUUAUCUUUUUCUAUUGCAUUUAGCAUGGUACUUCCCU